Messenger RNA from Osmerus eperlanus (European smelt), 3180 nucleotides. Its product is annotated as mucin-5AC-like. The record is from RefSeq and is a predicted model, not a curated record. Bases 45 to 1811 code for a protein of 588 amino acids. The transcript has 4 exons. NCBI's taxonomy places the organism in Eukaryota, Metazoa, Chordata, Actinopteri, Osmeriformes, Osmeridae.
UAACUGCAGAUUCCACCACAACUGCACAACAAACCACAACUGUCAUGGUUGAAUCUACAACAACUGAGGAUUCCACUAUCAGUGAUGGGAUCACUACAACAGCAGAGCCAACCACAUCUGUAACUGCAAAUUCCACCAUAACUACACAACAUACCACAACUGUCAUACAUGAACCUUCAACAACUGCAGAUUCCACAAAAACUAUCAGUGAUGGGUUCACUACAACUGCACAACCAACCACAACUGUCAGUGUUGAAUCCAUAACAACGGGUGAACCAACCACAAUUGUUACUAGCAGAUCCUCUACAACUUCUCAGCCAACCACAACUUUCAGUAAUGUUUCCACUACAACAGUUGAACCAACAACAACUGUUACUGAAGGUGAAGCCACAAUUGCACAACCAACCACAACAGUAACAGAGGGGCCAACAACAACAAAAACUACACCUGCUACUGAAAAAUCCACAACAAUUGAACCAACUUCGACAGUCACUGGUGGAUUCACUAAAACUGCACAACCUACCACAACCAUCAUUGAGGGAUUCACAACAAUAGGUGAACCAACCACAACAGUCAUUAGUGGAUCAUCUACAACUGCUCAGGGUUUCACAACUGUCAAGGAUGGAUAUGCUGCAACUGCACAACCAAGUACAACUGCUCUCAGUAUGUCCUUUACCACUGCACAACCAACAACCACUAUGACUGAGGGAUUAACAACAACAGCUGAACCAAAUGUAGCUUUCACUUACAAAUCCACAAUGCCUGAGCCAUCCUCAACUGUCGCCAUUGUGUCCACUGCCACUGCUCCACCAACUACAAGUGUUACCACUGGAUCCACCAACACUACCCAAACAGCCACAACUUUUACCAAUGGACCUACAACCAUUGCACAAACAAUCACAACUGUCCCUGACCAACCCACAACUAUUAAACUGACCACAAUCUUCUCUGGUGGAUCGACUACAAUUGCUCAAACAACCACAACAGCUUUCAAUGGAUCCACAACCACAAUGACUGCUCAGUCAACAAUGGCGUACUCUGUUGGAUCCACAACAAUAACUCAACCAAUCAUGACUUCCAAUAGUGGAUCCACAAAAACAGGGGAACCAACCCCAACUGUCACCAGUGAAUCUAGUAUAACUGCUCUGCCACUCACAACUGUCACUACAACUACACAACCAACAACAGUCACUGGCCAGUCCACUACAACUGCACAGUUACCUCAAAAUGACACCAGUGGAUUCAAUUCAACUGCAAAGCCAACCACAACUGUCACCAGUGAAUCCACUACAACUUCACAAUUAACUUCCACUGUCACAAAUGGAUCUACUACAACUGCUCAGCCAGCUACAAGUGUGACUGGUGGAUCCAUCACAAGCGCACAACCAACUGUCACUGAACAUUCCACUACAACUGCACAAUUACUAAUCACAACAGUCAAUGGCGGAUCUACAGGACAAUUUGCCACAAUUAUCAUUGGAGGAUCCACAACAACCUCUCAACCAACUGCAACUUCAAGUACCAAAGCAAACAAUACCACCCUACCACAAACCACAUCAACUGCAAAUACCACAACAAUAAUAACCAGCACUACAAUAACCACCCCACCUGUAGUUGUAGGUCUACAAGUUACAAUACAACAAGUCUUUUUAGUAGCUUAUACCAACCCUCAAAGCACAGUAUUUAAGGAUUUAGCAGUCAGAAUUGUUGCGGAGGUAAGUAAUACAACCAUACUUGGUAUUUUUUGUGAUAGUAGUUCUUUGUUGUUUUCUAGGCAUUGUAGAAUAACAGUAUUAAAGGAAAAACAUUGAAGUAUAUUAUAUCAUUACUAUGAAUCGUUCUAUUUCAUAGAUAACUACAGUUCUCUUCUUACCUCACUUCUUACAGUUUGAUGUGAUUUACCGAACAAAAUAUGGAGUUAAAUUUGUCAGGACAAUUGUAGUUGCAUUCAGACAGGUAACUAUCACUCGGAUGGGUAACACUAAAGCAGAAAUUGAGCUGGUGUUCAAUGACACGUCAACUAUACCACAGACUACUGACAUUGUGAAUACACUAAAAGAGGCGGUUUCCAAUCCAAACUCUACAUUCAAUUUAACUCUGGAUACCAACUCUGUAACAGUUAUUCGAGCUCCAAAUAUGACCACUUCUACAACAGAAACUCCAAUCGUUACAACUGUCAUGGUUACCACCUCAGGUGCAGACACCACCGUGACCACAGCCACCACCUCUACAAACACUACUCCUGCAGCCACCACUGUUGAGACAUCUAUCACUUUGGCAACCAUAAUUGUGAACAAUGCAGCGAGCAGCAGAAAGAGCGACCUCUUCACAGCUGUCUGUUUCGUACUUCUGUCAUUGCUCGUGUCAAGACAACAAUUGUCUCCAGGAUGUUACACUUUUUGAACAAUGCAUAGUAAUCUACAAACAGUGUCAUGGAGAAGGGUCUUCAAAAAAAGUAAUUAUGGUGUAUGUGAAUGCUGAUGUGUUUCUCAAAUAUUCUGUCAUUUUGAGUAGAUGGGUAAAUAGUACAAUGCAUCAGUUGAUGAAUAAUAACAUCAGCAGAUGACACAUUUCGUUAACCUUACUACCUUGAGAUGAUCCUACAGUUUUGAGUGUGUGUCUCUGUAUGACAACGAUGCAUGAAGAGGGUAAACCAGGGCUUGGGAGGCUCGAAAAUUCCCAUUAAUACUAUGGAAGAAAAACUGUCAAUACAGCCAAUAUGCAAUCAUGACAAAUACUGCUCAACAAUCAGGUCCUAGUUAUCAUUUUCUAGUUAUGAUUUUUUGGUUUCAUUUCUUGUGUGAUUCUUCAAACAAGGAAAGCGAGCAUCACAAUACAACACUUAAAGUUGCUAUACUACAAUAAGGAUUAUUCUCUAUCGAAGAUAGCAGCUUUAGACAGUUUGAAUGUAUAUUGGUCAUGUGCCUCAUAAAUGUGACUAUUAACUAGAAUUGUAAUAGUAUAACAGAAUACAUAUUUAAUUUCCUUGUAUGCAUCUUAAGAUUUAGUUUAUGAAAUCAAAGUCCAUAUAAGAGGCAGAUGGGUCACUGGUUCACUGCUUAUAGAAAUGAGUGUUUAGAGUUCUGAAUGGAUAUGAAGUAAGCCAUUGACAAGUUUUAGUGAUCCACAGGGGCCAAGAACAUAGUAAGAACACAUUUAUAAACAUGUAAUGUAUGUUAA